AUGGCAUCGUGGCUCUACAACACCCUCCUCGGCGGCGACAACCCGACCCCGGGCGCCAUCCGCCUCCCCGACAGCGCCUCCGCCCCAAGCAGCACCGCCCCCCCACCCUACACACGCACCAAGUCGCCGCGGCCGCGCGCGCCCCUCUCCCUCCCCGCUCUCGACGCCCUCCGCGGCAAGCGCGUCAUCCUCGCCUCCGCCAGCCCGCGCCGCAAGCAGCUCCUCUCCCAAAUCGGCCUAACAGACAUCGAGGUGGUGCCCUCCAAGUUCGCCGAGAACCUGGACAAGGCGCACUACACGCCCUUCGAGUACGUGCUCGCCACGGCAACGAACAAGUGUGCCGACGUGUACAAGACCGAGAUCGACAACGAGGUGCUGGGCGAGCCGGCGAUCGUCAUUGCGGCGGAUACGGUCAUUGUCACGUAUGAUGGCGAGAUCAUGGAGAAGCCGCGGAGCGAGGAGGGGCACCUGGCGAUGCUGAAGACGCUGCGGGACGGGAUGCCGCAUAAAGUAUAUACGGCGGUCGUGGCGAUGGUGCCGCUCGAGACGGUGGUGCACCCGGGGUAUUGCCAGGAGAGCCAUGUGGAGGAGACGGUGGUGGAGUUUGACAAGAUGGUGACGGACGACCUGUUGGAGGCGUAUGUGAAGACGCGGGAGGGCGCGGACAAGGCCGGCGGGUAUGCGAUACAGGGCACGGGCAGCAUCUUGGUCAAGAGGAUUGAGGGCACGUUUGAUAAUGUGGUGGGGCUGCCGCUGAGGGGCACGCUGAGGAUCAUUGAGAAGGCGAUGAGUGCGGAGGAGAUGCAGGAGGACGAGGAGGAGGAGAUCGAGUAG
Messenger RNA from Morchella sextelata, 834 nucleotides. RefSeq lists its product as uncharacterized. The transcript is spliced from 3 exons. Bases 1 to 834 code for a protein of 277 amino acids. The record is from RefSeq and is a predicted model, not a curated record. Gene Ontology annotation, molecular function: nucleoside triphosphate diphosphatase activity. Lineage: Eukaryota; Fungi; Ascomycota; Pezizomycetes; Pezizales; Morchellaceae.